Spea bombifrons (plains spadefoot toad) is the source of this 822-nucleotide messenger RNA. Its product is annotated as olfactory receptor 11A1-like. The coding region runs from base 1 to 822 and encodes 273 amino acids. The record is from RefSeq and is a predicted model, not a curated record. NCBI's taxonomy places the organism in Eukaryota, Metazoa, Chordata, Amphibia, Anura, Pelobatidae. Gene Ontology annotation, molecular function: olfactory receptor activity; G protein-coupled receptor activity. Gene Ontology annotation, biological process: G protein-coupled receptor signaling pathway. Gene Ontology annotation, cellular component: membrane. The transcript has a single exon.
AUGACAAUGAGCGGAAAUCUUCUCAUCAUCCUUUUGGUGUCAAACAGUCGUCUCCUGCUCUCCCCCAUGUAUUUCUUCUUGGGCCACCUGUCAUUUUGUGACUUCUUGUUCACCGCAAACAUUGUCCCAAACAUGAUCCACCUCACGCUAAAAGAAGGAACCAACAUAUCCUUCCUCGGCUGCUUUACACAAUUUUAUAUAUUUGGCUGCUGCACCACAGCAGAAUGUUACCUUCUAACUGUGAUGUCCUACGACCGAUACUUGGCCAUCUAUAGCCCGUUGCGUUACGUGUCCAUCAUGCCCUUUAAAAGAUGCCUUCAUUUAGUCGUCUCGUCCUGGUUGUUUUCCUUUCUAGUUGUAUUAAUUUCUCUUGUUCUACUUGCUACGUUAGACUUCUGCGACCCGCUCAUCGAUCAUUAUUAUUGUGACUUCAGUCCUAUAGUGAAGCUCUCCUGCACAGACACGUCGGCCAUCGAGUUGGAGACAUAUUUGGUCACUGGCUUCAUCGUUCUCCUACCGUUCGUGUUUAUCGUCGUCACGUAUAUUUAUAUCUUCUUCACUAUCUUUGCGGUGCCUUCUAAGACGCGCCAGAAAGCGUUCUCCACCUGUAGCUCCCACCUGGCUGUUGUGUGUUCCUAUUACGGGGCUCUGAUCAUUAUUUACUUGGCCCCUUCCAAUGGACUCAACACCAAUAAGGUCAUCUCUCUUUUGUACACGGUGGGGACGCCAUUAUUUAACCCCAUUAUCUACAGUCUGAGGAACCAGGAAAUUAGAAAAGUGUUUUCUCAAUUGUAUGCAGUUAUAAAGAAACAUGUCCUGUAA